AUUUAAAACUAGUGGUAGAUAAAGUUGAAGAAAACCCAAAGCGUAGGUGGAAGUAUAAAAACAAAUGGGAAGUCCUCUAUAUCGGUUUUUCCAGUUGGUGACAUCACAAAUUAAUUUGUGAUGAAUUUUUUUUCGAGUUAUUAUUGUGCAUCCAUUACUCUUAGAGUGUAUUACAAAAAUGUAUAUUUACGAUUUACCUUACACAGAUAGAGACAAAUUGUGUCAACUUAUGGAUAAAGAUAAUAAAUGGCAAGAACUUGGAGGAGUUCAUAUGAAGUACGAUAUUUUAACUUUGGAAGAAAUAAAAAGAAUCAGUAAAGGAGGUUCUUCACCUACAUCGGAAUUGUUGAACAUUUGGGGUCAUCAGAAUCAUACUGUGUUGGAAUUGUUUGUUUUACUUCAUCGUAUGAAACAAUAUCAAUCAAUGAUAUUAAUCAAAAACUUUGUUGAUAAAAAAUAUCACGUUUUAAUUAAAGACGGUGUAGGUAAUUUGGAUCCUUUAACGAGACAGAAACUUAUGCAAACUAAGAAAACAAAAAAUAUAGAUUAUAAAAUAAAUCUCGAUAACUAUGAAGGUUUUUCUGAAAAAAUUAUAAAUUCUCCAAUCGUGCCACAACUGCCGGAAAUAGUUACCAACGAAAAUAACGAAAGCAUUCGUUUUCCUUUACCAAAGUCACCAGUUAAUUUUGGUAGAUCAAAAGUAACUGCAUCAGAUAUAUCUAUUGUAGCCGAAUCUGUAGGGGGAAUACCUUCUAUUCCUUAUGAGGAACUCCAGAAGUCCACAAACAAUUGGGACGAAAAAACCGUUCUGGGAAAAGGUGGUUUUGGAAAAGUUUAUAAAGGAACGUGGAAAUGUACACAAGUAGCUAUUAAACGUUUAGAUCAAAAAGACCAAAAGGAAUACGAAACAGAGCAAAUAAAACAAUCCAUAACAGAAUUGCAUUGCUUAAAUGCUUAUAGACAUGAUAACAUUCUUCCAUUAUAUGGAUACAGCAUAGGGGGACCACACCCUUGUUUGGUAUACCAGUACAUGGCAGGAGGUUCAUUGGAUAAUCGUCUUAGAACCAAAGAUGCAGAAAAAUUAUUAAACUGGCCUCAGAGAUUGAAUGUAGCUAUUGGAGUAGCUAGAGGUCUUCAGUUCCUCCACACCAAUAUGAUAAACAGGAAACCAUUGGUUCAUGGAGACAUAAAAUCCGCCAACAUUUUGCUAGAUCCUUGUAACCAGCCACGGAUAGGUGAUUUUGGUUUAGCCAGGGAAGGUCCCCAGAGCCAUUACACUUACAUUAAAGUGAGUAGAAUACACGGAACCCGUCCGUACCUACCGGAGGAGUUUCUUAGAGCAAAAAAAUUUUCUACAAAAGUAGACACUUAUAGUUUCGGUGUUUUAUUAUUUGAAAUAGCCACGGCUUUAUCUCCGCAUUCCGAACAUAGGGAAGAAAAGUUUUUGAGAGAUCACGUGGUUAAUUAUCAGGGGGACGUAUUAGAACUUAAAGAUAAAAGGGUUAAGGAUUAUGAUGAUUGUUUCAAGGGCAUUUUGGAAAUAGGUAAAAUGUGCGUGAUGAGAUGGGCGAAAGACAGACCUGAAAUGGUCGAUGUGUUGAUUAGGUUAGAAGGAGUUUCUCUAAAUCAAUGAUAACGAUAUGAUGUGAUUUAUUUAUUGUAUUUAUUAUAGAGAUGUUAUAUUUUAUUGAAAAUUCCCUUUUACAGAAAAGUUAUUUAAAAAGUUAUAACCUAUUUUCCACUAAAAUCAUAAUAAAUUCAACACUUUGUGUAAUUCAAAAAGCGAAUAAGAGUUGUAGGUAUGGAAAAUAUUAUACUGAAAAGUAUAAAUGCUUGACAAUUGCUGAAAGGAAGAAUUUAAUAAAAAAGUGAUGUUCAAACUGCUUGAGCACGAAAAAAACUACUAAAUGAGGAUUAAUUUCCUUGUCUUGAAGAAAACCUGGUCACUUGUCUAAGAUAGCGGAUACUUAUUAAAGGAAAAAGAGUUCACAUCUUCUCUAAGCAUCAAAACUUCGUGGCAAGUGAAGAAUGACUUAAAAAUUUCCAAAAAAAAAAUGAAAACUUUGUAAAAAGUGUUAAUGAAGCAGUUGCUCAAAUUGGCACGGUCCAUUCAAGACUUUGAUUAAAAACUAUGAUGUUGGGACAUUCUUAAUACUAACAAAACAUUCUCACUUUUAAACCAAGUGUUAAGGAGAAAAUGUUGUAAAGAGAAGUUGGCUGCUUGGAUGGCAACAGAACUUGUCAACAGUAAAUGGGGACUUGAAACUAUUUUUAGAUAAUCGCAUUAUCCACAACUACCCUUCUACAUUGUAGAACGUAGAACUCUACUUCUUUCCACUGAAAACAACUUCCAAAUUGCAACCAUUGGACCUAGGAAUUAUCCAAAAGACGUUAUAUUUCAAAGUGAAGAAAAAUCAUUUCAGGCACUUUUUCUCUCAAAAAAAAUUAUAGAACAGACUGAGCAGCAGCAAUGCGUUUUAAAGUAAACCAUUAAAGCAGAUUUCUUUCGAAAGAUUUAUCAAUUCACAUUAUGAAUAUGAUUUUCUUCAACUGUUGAGUUUUAUCGUGAAAAAUCAUUACUCCUUUAUAUGUUUUUCAUGAUGAUUUGUCUUGAUUUUAGAUUUCUAUUCAUAGAAAAUAAGUUUAAAGUAUCUGAAAAUAAUUUGAAUGUCUUUAUCUGUAGUCUAUAUUUGUAGGUAGAAACGUCAAAUUUUUACUUGAUACUUUAAACUGAUUUUCUAUCAAAAUAAAUUUCAAAUCAAGAUAAAUCAUCACAAAAAAAUUAUGUAUAUGUACACGAAUGUAUGUACCUCUAAACUUUGGUCAUUGUUAAAUAAUAGCAGUUGAUUGAUAAUUAAUCAACACUUGAUACCUAAUUCAAAGUUUUAUUUAUUUUUUCUAAAAAAUUUCGAAUUAACGAGUUAACUGUAAUUCUAUUUCUAUUUUUACCAAGUUAAAUAUAUAUUUUCAAUUAUAAAAGGCAUUGAACUGAUUAUAACUUUUUAAAUACCAUGUAAAACUAUCACGACUGUUGAGGGAAAGUGAAAUUUGAAAUAAAUUAAGUCUUCCAUUGGAAAAAAAAACUUUUAUGUGAUAUAGUCAGACUUGACUUUACUACCUUUAACUCAAUAAUUAUUAUCGCUUUUUCGAUGUUUUUCGUGCUUAUUAUAUAGAAUUUAUAACAAUAAAAUAUAUAUUUAUUACUAAUGAUUCGUUACUAAUUUAAUAAUUACUAGCUAUUGCAAUUAACUCAGUAUACAGAUAUAUAAACAAAA
Diorhabda sublineata is the source of this 3275-nucleotide messenger RNA. RefSeq names its product serine/threonine-protein kinase pelle-like. NCBI's taxonomy places the organism in Eukaryota, Metazoa, Arthropoda, Insecta, Coleoptera, Chrysomelidae. Bases 179 to 1633 code for a protein of 484 amino acids. The record is from RefSeq and is a predicted model, not a curated record. Gene Ontology annotation, biological process: protein phosphorylation; signal transduction. The transcript is spliced from 3 exons. Gene Ontology annotation, molecular function: protein binding; ATP binding; protein kinase activity.